This is a messenger RNA of Octopus bimaculoides (California two-spot octopus), 1126 nucleotides long. Its product is annotated as BMP-binding endothelial regulator protein. Gene Ontology annotation, cellular component: extracellular region. NCBI's taxonomy places the organism in Eukaryota, Metazoa, Mollusca, Cephalopoda, Octopoda, Octopodidae. Gene Ontology annotation, molecular function: protein binding. The record is from RefSeq and is a predicted model, not a curated record.
ACCUACUACAACGAACAAGAGUUUGGCGACAGUUGGAGAACUGGUAGUCUAUCAGCGUGCCGAAACCGACUGACGCCUCUCCAAAAGAAGGAAUCGCCAUGUGAGAAGAAUUUCAAAACACGAGAACACGAGUGCCAAAUACUCCUCAGUGACGUCUUCGUUGAGUGCAGCAAAAAAGUCGACCCUAAAACAUAUUACAGGUCAUGUCUAAUGGAUAUGUGUGAUUGUCCGAAAGGCAAACUCUGCUCCUGUGAGUCCCUCCUGGCGUACAGUCGGGCCUGCACAAGAGAAGGGCUGUACAUACCACAAGAAAAAUACGGACAUUGUAAAGACAAGACGUGUCCCGAUGGUGCUGAAUUCAACGUGUGCGGUCCAGCCUGUGCUCGAACCUGCGACAAUAUCAACUCUAUAGAUCGAUCAUGCCUCAUGAAACCGUGUGUGAGGGGUUGCCACUGCACACAUAACAGACCAGUAUUCCACAAUGGACGAUGCAUCCCAGCUCACAGGUGCCCAAAAGGCAAACAAGACGCUACAUAGCAAAAUAACUAUAUAUAUAUAUAUUAUAUGUAUAUAUAUAUAUAUAUACGUAUGUACAAACAUAUAUAUACAUAUAUAGAUAUACACAUGUAUAUAUACAUAUAAAUAUAUAUAUGUGUAUGCAUACAUAUAUAUAUAUAUAUAUAUAUAUAUAUAUAUUUAUAUAUACACAUAUAUAUGUAUGUGUUUGUGUAUAUGUAUACACACACACACACACAGGUAUAUUUCUACAGUAAUACACCUACUUGUUAAAUUAUGUAUGCACCUGCAUAUACAUGUAUGUCUGUCUGCAUUUGUAUUGUCUCUAUAUAUAUAUGUACAUAGUUGAAGUUUAUAUACACACAUACAUACAUAUAUAUAUAUAUAUAUAUAUAUAUAUAUAUUUUAUAACUAUAUACAUAAUUAUAACAAGGCUUGGCUUGUGCCUCCCCAUGCACUGAAAAAUAGACAUCAAAAGACACUAUUAAGCCCUUGUUAUAAUUAUGGAUAUAAUUAUAAAAUAUUAGUAAAAUUUACCUCUGAGGUUUUAUUUCCGAGCUGACCACUUGGUGAAUCAUUUAUCAUGUCAACAUUUUAUCAUUAUGUAUAU